Cucurbita maxima (winter squash) is the source of this 1148-nucleotide messenger RNA. RefSeq names its product RNA-binding protein 1-like. The record is from RefSeq and is a predicted model, not a curated record. Gene Ontology annotation, molecular function: mRNA binding. Bases 420 to 818 code for a protein of 132 amino acids. The transcript is spliced from 8 exons. NCBI's taxonomy places the organism in Eukaryota, Viridiplantae, Streptophyta, Magnoliopsida, Cucurbitales, Cucurbitaceae.
AAUGUUGGAAGUAUUUUGGCCAAUUUAAGCAUUUACGGAGAACCGGAGAAAGACGAGACCGCGGGAAGGUCGCAGUUGCAGCGGAAGCAGAGCAGACGGCCAAGCCAUGGAAGAGGAUGCGUAUACCAGAUAGCAGAUAGAGCAGGAAGUGUAGCGAGGUCUGGCCUUUCAACCUACUCUGAAGCACCUCCUUUGACAUCUUACCCUAAUUCGACCUCUAUUGACCAAUGGUACAUCCCUCCUGAUGAUUUGCUGAAACAUGACCGGGAGCUUAUGGAUAUACUGAAGUAGGAACCAUUAGUAAAUACCCGGAACCAGUUAUUGGGGGCGGUUUGAGUGCAAAAGGCUACAGACCUCCAUUUGAAGAUUCAUUAGCAAGUCAAAGACAAGAUAUUGCAGUGGGCAGUAGUCCAGGACUGAUGGAUAUGGCAGAAAUAGGUCAUGAAAGGGCCAAUUCUCUUGGUCUCAGAACUGCUGAUUGCGAUCCAAUUUCGUCUCGGGAAUCAAACAUUAUUUUCGUUGAUGGACUUCCUACAGAUUGUACUAGGAGAGAAGUAGGCCAUCUUUUCCGCCCAUUUAUUGGCUAUGAAGACAUCAGAGUUGUUCACAAGGAGCCCAGACGGCGUGGAGAUAAGGCUACGGUAUUAUGUUUUGUCGAGUUCAGUGAAGCAAGAUAUGCCCAGGCUGCAAUGGAAGCUCUUCAAGUUUUCGAUGUGGGCCGGGAUGAGCCCAGAGAAGAAUCAAAUAGCCCAUUUCCAAAAAUCAAAAUCAUGUUUGGUUUCAGACAUCUUCUGCUUUGGAUUAUGAAAAUGACAUAGGGAUAAAGAUUCCUGACGAAGAUUAUGCAAGUCUCAAACAAGUGCUUCAAGACCUGCCUUGGGGCUGGGGAUACCAAUUAAAGCUGUUCCAACUAAAGCAUUGACCGUGAUGGAAACCCCAAAAAUGGAGCUGGUGCAGGUACGUACACACCCACAUAAAAAGGGUAAAGAAUAAGAAGGAAACUUUUAAAAGAAUUGAACAUUUCAUUUAAAUUCCAUUCUGUCUGUCAUGCCUAGGAAUCUAACCUGUAUAUGGCUCUAAACUACAAAUAUUUCUUUGUGAUUUCAAUUUCAUAACAAGAACAUAUGAAAAAAUAAUUUAGAGAGGGG